AUGAUCUAUCUAUCUAUCUAUCUAUCUAUCUAUCUAUCUAUCUAUCUAUCUAUCUAUCUAUCUAUCUAUCUAUCUAUCUUAUAUGACAAUACUGAGGGAAGUGAGGAAGAAAUGUCCCUCAAUGAGUCCUAUAAACUUAAAUGUGUACUUCAUGAUUGCCUAUCUAUCUAUCUAUCUAUCUAUCUAUCUAUCUAUCUAUCUAUCUAUACAAAUUAUUCUGUUCAUAUCUAUCUAUCUAUCUAUCUAUCUAUCUAUCUAUCUAUCUAUCUAUCUAUCUAUCUCAGUCUGUUCAUAUCUAUCUAUCUAUCUCAGUCUGUUCAUAUCUAUCUAUCUAUCUAUCUAUCUAUCUAUCUAUCUAUCUAUCUAUCUAUCUAUCUCUUAUUUUCAUUUUUUCUUCUUUUUUCUUCCUUUUCUUUUCUCGUAAGAUUUUUAACACUUUUCUUUUUUUUUCGUGUGCCCCUCCCUCUUCUCAUCUUGAUAUUUUUCAUUGUCUCUUUGAAUAAUAACUAUUUUUAUUUUGUUUCCUUACCGUGUUCUAUCUAUCUAUCUAUCUAUCUAUCUAUCUAUCUAUCUAUCUAUCUAUCUAUCUAUUGUUUCUUUCUUUCAUCUACUCUUUCUUUGUUUUUCUAA
Messenger RNA from Acanthosepion pharaonis, 630 nucleotides. NCBI's taxonomy places the organism in Eukaryota, Metazoa, Mollusca, Cephalopoda, Sepiida, Sepiidae. The record is from the annotation of a GenBank genome assembly.